This is a messenger RNA of Rhinichthys klamathensis goyatoka, 2059 nucleotides long. Its product is annotated as mucin-2-like. The coding region runs from base 83 to 2059 and encodes 658 amino acids. The record is from RefSeq and is a predicted model, not a curated record. NCBI's taxonomy places the organism in Eukaryota, Metazoa, Chordata, Actinopteri, Cypriniformes, Leuciscidae. The transcript has 5 exons.
AAGCAGGUUUACAAAUCAAGUUACAACAACAGCAGUCCAGAGUUCCCCCACUGGUAAAAGUAUACCCACAACUCCAACAACAAUGUCAACACAUUCUCCAACAUUUUCAACUGGCAGGACUACACCACUGACUGAAAAAUCUUCAGUCCAGAAUUCCUCUAAUAUUACAACUAUGUCUUCAACUCCAAUAUUACAAACAUCUACAACUCCAUCAACGACUUCUCCAACAUACACAACAAUGAAAACAAGCACCCUUACACUUAACACUGGAUGUAAUUGUCAUUGGUCAGAUUGGAACGACUUUGGUGGCCCAACAACAGGUCUUGAUGGUGGUGAAAUAGUAUCUAUUGAAAGAAUAUAUGACACCUCUGCUACCAUCUGCUCAGCACUGAAGGAAGUACAAUGCCGUGCAAAACGUUAUCCUGGAGUUCCUCUUUCACAGCUUGGACAGGUUGUGAAAUGCAAUACGAACGAUGGACUAGUUUGCUUGAACAAACACCAAGGCCUUGUACAGCAAUGUUAUGACUAUGAGAUUAGAACAUUGUGUUGUGAUGAAAACUGUGGCAACAUCACAACAAAUUCCUUAACUACAGCUGCUACAACAAUAUCAUCAACAAGCAUACAUAUACCACCAAGUACGACAUCAACGGGCCAAAGUUCCUCCACUGUUAUAGGCAUAUUUACAGAUCCAUCAACAACAAUUUCUACUGCUACACCUUCAUCAACUUUUUCAACUAGCAUGCCUACACCACCAACUAAGACACCAACAAAUCUUAUUUCCUCAAAAAGUACAAGCAAAUCAAUAACUUCUGUAACAACGUCAACAAUGUUUUCUUCAAUACCUUCAGUGUCUUCCACAAGCAGGUUGACACAACAAUUUACCACACCAAAAGUCCAGAGUUCCCCUACUGGUAAAACCAUAUCCACAACUCCAAUAAGAAUCUCUACAGGUACACAUUCAACAUUGUUUUCACCUGGCAUAACUACUACACCACCGGCAACAACAUCAACAAGCUUUAUUUCUUACACAAGUAAAAGCAUAUCAACUACUUCAACAAAGUUUUCUGCUACACCGUCCAUUCCUGUAACAAACAGGUUUACACAAGUUACAACACCAACAGUCCAGAGUUCCCCCACUGGUAAAAGCAUUUUCACAACUCCAACAGUAAUUUCUACUGGUGCGCCUUUCCAAUUGUUUUCAACUGGCAUGACUGCACCACUGACUAAAACACCAACAAUCCAGAAUUCUUCCAAUACUACAAGCAUGACAACACAAUCCUUAUCUACAACAGCUACAAGGAUGUCAUCAACAAGCAUGCGUACAACACCAACUACAACAUCAACAGUACGUAGUUCCCCCACCGUUACAAGCAUAUCCACAAAUACGUCAACAACAAUUUCUGCUGGUACGCCUUCACCAACUUUUUCAACCAAUAUGCCUGCACAACCAACAAUGACACAAUUAAGCCUCAUUUCCUCCACAAGUAAAAUCAUGUCAACAAGUACAGCCACAACUUCAACAAUAUAUUCUGCUAGACCUUCAAUAUCUUCAACAAGCAGGUUUACAAAACAAGUUACAUCAACAACAGUCCAGAGUUCCCCCACUGGUAAAAGUAUACCCACAACUCCAACAACAAUGUCUACACAUUCUCCAACAUUUUCAACGGGCAGGACUACACCACUGACUGAAAAAUCUUCCUUCCAGAAUUCCUCUGAUAUUACAAAUAUGUCGUACACCUUCAACAUUGUUUUUACCUGGCGUAACUACUACACCAUCGACAAUAACAUCAACAAGCUUUAUUUCUUACACAAGUACACCUUCAACAUUGUUUUCACCUGGCCUAACUACUACACCAUCGACAAUAACAUCAACAAGCUUUAUUUCUUACACAAGUACACCUUCGACAUUGUUUUCACCUGGUGUAACUACUACACCACCGACAACAACAUCAACAAGCUUUAUUUCUUACACAAGUACACCUUCAACAUUGUUUUCACCUGGCCUAACUACUACACCAUCGACAAUAACAUCAACAAGCUUUAUUUCUUACACAAGUAA